AGAUGGUUUCACUCUGACAUAUCGGGCUUCGAUGCCGAGAAGUUGUUGCUUGAGCGAGGAUUUGAUGGCAGCUAUCUUGUCCGGCCUAGUAAAAGCAAUCCUGGCGAUUUUACACUGUCAGUGCGGUACGUAUUAAUUUCUUUAUGAUAAAAAGGGACUUUGUAUAAAUUCGCGAGUAACCAUAGAUAAAUUUCAGCCUUAAACAGAGUUGUGUCAGUGUGAAAUAAAGACCCUAAUGACGAUUCGAGUUAGGAAGCUUUAUGCUGUAGCCAUAUUUGAGAUCACUUCCUUGCUAUGCUAACACGACAAGGUACAAACGUUUGUCAUUCGUUAGAUGAAUGAUAUCUCAAUUUCUUAUUUAAAGUAGAUGUUUUUAGCAAUGUUUUCACUAGAGAUUAUGCGUGCCCUAACACAAGAGUUUUGGGCGAAUAUUUUAUUUCAUUUGCAUUUUGUAGGCACGACCAAAAAUUUGAAUGUUAAUAGUGUUCUAUCAGAUUACUAUCUUACAUUAUAAUUCGUUGUGUUAUUUAUAUCAUGUAUUAAAAAUUCAUAAACGGAGCGUCAAAUUAUCUGAUCCAACAGUUCUUGUGGUAAAACUCGAUCUGAAAUUCAGCCCUCUUGAAUAAGAGGUCAGUGGUGCGGCUGACAGCUCGAGAGAUGGAAACAUUAAAUUUAGAAAACCCACGCAUUUCUGCAGAUGUCACACCAAGGAAAUUUCAAUUCGUCACGAACUGAGCAGCUGUUUUUGUUGCAAUUUAUCUUAUCUUUAACUGCACUAUUUGAAAACUGAAACAACCCUCGUUUAAGCAGAUUAUUGUUAUAUUGUCUAAAAACCACGAUCGUGUGAGCCAUUUGUUUUUCGAAGAAAAAAGACGUAUAUUUUGCUUACGUUUCAAAAAAAUAUACCCCACGUACACAAGAAAGUGAAAAUAAAAUUUAAUGAAAGUCUAAACAUACCUUUAUGUCGGAACAUUUUGUCUGGAAGUCUCAAGUUAUUCCAUGGUUUGGAAGAUGUAAACAUGUUAUUUUAAUUGGCUUUGUGAAGAAUCAUUAAAUCAUUAUGUAGAUCUCCUUUGCACAUUUGCUUUAAAGAUAAGAACCGACAAUUUUGAGGAGAAUCUUAAGAGUUACCCUUCAGUUUGAAUGAGGAUAAUGCCUCCCAUACUGAACUUUGCCAGACAGCUCUCAGAGGUCAUAAUAAGAGACUGUGUGAAAAAUGCAAUAUUAACUUUGUUAUGAACUUUGUAUGUAGCUUUUUACUACUUGAGUCAGGAAAAAAAUUCUGAGGGGGAGAUACCAUGUCAGUAGAAUUAUACAGCCUUAAUUUUUCAGUGUGAAAUUGUGUUUUCCUGGAAAGCAUUCAAGGAAUUGAAAAAGUUGGGUUGGGAUUCCUAUUUCCUGCUUUUUGUGAUCUUAUAUUCCAAGGAUAUGAACUCCAGGAUGGUACUUUUAUUGUAUGCAUUUAGUAAAUGAUAUCAGAUACAGGGGAUUCAGAAAAUAUAAUGAAAGACUGACACAAUUCCAUGCCCAAAACAAAAUGGCUCUAAGUUUGGAGAAAAUUUUGUGGCAUGUUCAUAUGUUUCUGUGAUAAGUUUGGAUACAAGCCUCUCUAGAAAUUUUCUUCUGACGGGCAUUUCUGAAAUGGAUGGUAUUAUUUCUGCUUGAAAAACUUUUAACAUUUAUUUUUUUUUCUAAUUUAAAAACUUGUUUAUGCAAUGGCACCACAUCAGUAUUCAAAUUUCUUCCUAUUGCUUUCAAGAAGCAAUAUAUUCCAACAUAAUGGAAUGAUUCAAUAUUGUUUUCAUAUACCUUGUCAACUAAGCAAAUAAUGGAUUGAAUCACUUAGAAUGCAUGAACCAAUCAAGCUCUCAUUGCUUUAAGUUGAGGUAAAAUGUACUGUAUCUUCAAAAGGCUUUGUUGCUUAACAUUCCUUGAAAAUGUUUCAUUAUCAAUUCAUUUGACCAUAUGGUAAUCAAAUGUGAUCAGGAUUUAGAGUACUCUUGGAGAGGUGGUUUUUACUCCAUUUGAAAAUUUGUAGAGUGAUGUAAAUCGAAAAUCCACAAAUUUUGAUUUUAUUACAAAAAAUAUAUAUAUAUUCCAUGAUUUUACAUACUAUAUUACUAUUAGUAGUAGCAGUUGAGUGAUUGGAGUGGAUUCCACAUCAAGAGAUCUAGCGGUAGAUGUGAACCCUGGCUAAAGCACUGUCUUUUUGAGCGAGAUUGUUUACACUCAGAGUGCCUCUUCCACAUGAGAAAGUUAAUUCCAAAGAUCGGAUCAUUAAUUCUCCUCUCUAGCUACUACUCAUUUCUAUGUAAAUUAGUUAUGAAGAAUUAGUGUUAGGUUAAGAUAACAACUUUUAUUUGAUAAGUUUGUGUAUUCUCAUGAACUGUUUGCUGGAUAAUGUACAUGUUUGGUUAUUAAAGGGAGAAGUUACAGGUUAAUCACUUGUGGGAGUUAAAGGGUUAAUGGUAGCUAUGAAUUGGUGGGAAAACCUGAUAAAACCUAGGGGAGGGGAGUGUGGGAUAAGCUGUGAAGGUCUGGAAUCCCAUCCAGAUGUAGUAGCAUUAGCAUUAUCACUAGUCACUGAGCAUUACAGAAACUUGAAUAAGCUGCAGCUAGAUGAGUCAUUAGACUCUUGAGCUGACUCAAGUACUUUUUUUCUUACCUUUUAAUUGAUAUGCCAAGUACUACCAUCAGAAGCUCUGAAAGUUAAUUUUUUUGACUACAGGCGAGAUGGUGAGGUGACGCACAUAAAGAUACAAAACACAGGAGAUUUUUAUGACUUGUAUGGAGGGGAAAAGUUUGCCACCUUGUCAGAAUUGAUCCAGUUUUAUACAGAAAACCCCGGGCAGCUGAGAGAAAAGAAUGGUCUGGUCAUUGAAAUGAAAUUUCCUCUCAACUCCACAGAUCCAACAACAGAAAGGUUAGACUCAUUGUUUGUACUCAGAGUAUUAAUAUGUAGAUUUAGGCAAGCCUAAAAGCAGAGCUUGCAUUUUCUUUUUCCUGCACAUCUCUUCAACAAAACCAAAGCCCCUGCUAUGGAUAAAGUGCAUGGUAAUAUUAGUGGAUUUUCAUUCGCAACUUCUCCGUAUCUGUGUAGAGGACUGAUUAUAAGAUAAUGCCCAUGGUGCAAUUGGCUGUGCAUGCUAAAAGUAGCACCUUGUACGGUUGGUCGUAUGGUUGUACUGUCGUACUGUCGUACAUCCAAAUUUUUUCAGCUUGAUGGGUUACUACUAUUUUGUAUAAUUAUGGGGCUACGCUCUGCAAGCUCCGCUAUUAAAGUUAUGAGCUGGUGCUGUUUUCAUCUGUUCAUGCUGGGAUUUAUAAUUACAACUGGUAGAACAGGGGGAUGGGAGUAUUGUAUAGAUUCACACAUUUUGUGUAAGUUCCACAUUUUACAUGUUACUAAAAGUACAUUAUGAAGUUCCAAGUAACUUGGGACCCAAAGAAUAUCAAGCACUGAAGUCAUUUGCACCUGAAUAAGAAACUUUAUUUAUAACAUGAAUCAAAUACUUCUUCAACAGGUUUCACCAAUUAGGAUCACUAUAAAUAAGCUAAAAUUGUUACUUAAAUGUUUAAUCAACCUUUCCAUUACUGAAAGCAUUUUUACAUCCAAAGUGCCAAAAAAAUGACCAGUAGUGAAUAAUUAUGUCAAUUUUUGGGUUUGUACAGAUUCUCUUAAUCUUGAAAAAUAUUUACAUUUACUAGAAAGAUAAUUUUCAAGCCCUGAAGAAAGUAAGGAAAAUAAUGAAAAAGUAUGGAAAACCAGGAUAAACUUGAGGGGUUUUUAAUUUUUUUCUUUGUUUGUUUUUUGUCUUUUUAUUGUAGCAUGCAAGAAGUUCUUAGUUACGGAGAGAUGUCUCUCUGAAGGAGUGGAAAGUGAUAUGCAAAUGAAUUGUAGCUAAAAUGUUCCAUGAGCACAAUAAAUGAUAAUUUUCAAUUUUGGGAUAAACGCUUGACAGUACUAUUUUGCUCGGGCCAUAUGAUUACUAAUAAUAAUGUUGAGUCUGAAGGAAGCAAAUAAAAAUACUGAAAAAGUAGCAAUAAACCAUUAAAUAUUGUGUUAAUCUGACAGCAGUUUUUUUUGUCUCCAGAUGGUUCCAUGGCCAUAUGUCUGGCAAAGAGGCAGAGACCAUGAUGUUAGACAAAGGAAAAAAUGGAAGCUUUCUGGUAAGGGAAAGUCAGAGCAAGCCAGGAGACUUUGUUCUCACUGUCAGGUGAGUUAUGUGAGGAACUAUCUGAUUCUCUGAAAGUAGUUUAUAGGGGCACUGUGGGCCAUAGCCUAUUAGGUUACAGGAUUUUGUACCAUUUUGAUUAGUUAAUUUGUACCAUGAGGUACAAAAUCCUGUAGCCUGAUUGGCUACAUUACUGCUCAAAAGUAAGCCGACAGUCUCGACUUGAAUAUCAAUCAUCCAUACCCAAAACUAUUGAGGAAUAAAGAAUUGAGGAUGGAGGAUCAUGGCACUCAAAGAAAUAUUUAAGGAUCUUGAUUUCCAGUGUAGAGAAAAUAAUGUAAUUUUUGCUGGAUGUAGUGCUUGACAUGCAGCUCCUCUUUAAACACACAGACUGCCUGCACACUGACAAAUAAUUUCAUAUCCUGCAAGACUCAAGCUUUAACCAAGCUCUGUUUUAGCGUCACUCAUAUUUACAUCUAGAAAACCUAUUAAUUUCCAACACAUGACUUUUAAGUGUAUGGGUACCAGCAGCAUUCUUCAGUUACAGAAUAAUCAUUCGAUGGAUAAAAAUCUAAACAAACAUAUCUCCACAGAAGCUACAUGUAUCAUGCUCCCUUACACUUCUUCUCAUUGCAAAAUUAAAAUUUUGAAAAACAUUUUACAUCAUAAACAGACUGAUAAAGAUGGAUAAAUCUUUUUUCAGUUUUGUCAUGCAUUUACAAUGUUGUAGAUGGAAGCAAUAAAAAAAAAUGUUCAUUCCUAUCAUGACUGAAAAAGGAGAUGGUGAGCUUGUUUUAGGUAUCAGCAACUGAGGAUAAAUUUAAGGUUGGGCUAACUUUGCUGUUAAGUUGAGAUGAAAGCAGAAGGUUAUAAUGAAGAUGUCUGACAAGAAUUAGGCCUGUUUGGUUAUAUUUGGUCCCAAGCUUCUUAUUAAUAAUAAUUCAUUGAAAGUGAGCAGUGGUUGAAACUUUGAUAAUCAUAAUUACUCUUCACCCUUUCCACCUUAACAUUUAUUUAUUAUGCGAAUUCUCCAAAAUACUCCCCAUGAUUAAAUAAAGAUCACAAUAAUAAAAGAAAUGAUCAUUUCCUCACAUUCUUGAAAUGACUUCAUGAUGACCAUUUUUUUUAUACAUAGACUGGAGGACAAAAUCACUCAUGUUAUGAUCCGUCAUCAUGUGGAUGGAAAGUAUGACGUGGGUGGAGGAGAGAAAUUUGAUGAUUUGACUGAUCUUGUGGAACACUAUAAAAAAAACCCUAUGGUGGAAAAAUCUGGCACUGUUGUGCAGCUUAAAACAGUAAGAAGCUGUUUUAUUUUUUUAAUCUUUUUCUGUAUCUAUGUUAUUGAAUCCCUUUCAAUCCUGUCUCCAUGGAAGGCGUCCAAUCUUAUUUGUAGUUUUCCCCUCCAAGCUUCUCUUCUUUUCCUGGUAAAUUAGCCUGAACAAUUAACUAGUAUGUAGCUUGUAAAUUUGUGCAAUAAUUUUAAUUUGAUAGCUCAUUUCAUAUUCCCCUUCUGCACACAAUGAAGUCUCUCUAUACAACAUUUCAAUUACUGUCAGUGUUGAAGAUGUUAUUGGAUAAUUGUUUCAUGCAUAAGCUAGGAAUUUAUCAAGGUACAUGUAGGAAGCAUUUGGUAAGUUUGGAGAGCAUGUAAUAAGACACAUAUAGUUGCUUUCAGCUGCACCUUGACCAACUCUUGCAUGUUUGAUGGCUUCCAACCUGCCUUUGAGCUUCAUAUCUCAAUGAAUGCAUACUGACGUAUGAAUCAUGAAUUGUUAUUUAGUGCCAUAUAACACCCUCCAGGUAAUAAGUUUGCAUCCAUAAAACACCUGUUCAUUGGGUAAUGUAUUGAUACUAUGGGGAGGAAAUCACAUGUUAAACAUUUUGUGGAGUAACAAACCCUCCCUGCGUUAUUUUAACCACUAAAAAACUCUUUAGAGAUUCAUGCAAUGUCAUUGAUGGGCUAAUGCUUGUAAUAAUUGUUGAAUUUUAACCACAGUGGCUACAAACUUUGUAGAGAUUUAUGCAAUGCCACUAGGGACAACAGAGAUGUGCAUCCUCCAUUGGAAUCAUUGUAUAUUUUAAAUUUUUAAUAUGCUGUCUUUCAGCCAUUUAACAACACAAGAAUUAAUGCUGCUGCAAUUGAGGACCGUGUCAAAGUUUUACAAAAAGAGAACAAAAAUGUGUCAGGAAAGGCUGGAUUUUAUGAAGAAUUUGAGGUAAGCUUUUUCCCAUGCUGAUUAUUUUUCAAUUCUUGUUACUUGUGUACUUGAUAAGGUAACAAUACUGUGGGGAGAAAUUGUAUAUUGAUGAUUUUUGUCCCUUCUCCACACAGGUUCUACAGAAGCAAGAGAGCAAACAUCUGUAUAGUAGAAAGGAAGGAGAAAGGCCUGAAAACAAGGCAAAGAACAGAUAUAAGAACAUCCUACCAUGUGAGUAUUUGUGAUAAUGAUAAGGAUACUCAACCCUUUCAUUCCCAAGAUCUCAUUGAUAAUUCUCUGUACUUCUAUUUUAAGUCUUAUGAUGUUAGUUUGGAGAAUUUUGUCUCAGAUGAAAGAUCAGCCCCCUAAUUGAUAUUAGACUUAAAUCUCAUCACUUGUCCACUUGAUAUUUUGUUGAUAUUGUAAGGAGAAAUUCUCACUUGGUCACUCAUGGGAGUUUAAGGGAUAAAACAGGAUUUGGCUUCUUUUGAAAGGUUGUUGUGGUUCACUCACUUUGUAAUUACAUGGUGCUGUUAAAGUUAUCCCCAAUUUUUAUUUUUGAAUUCCCUUUACUGUCUGCUAUGCAUUCCUAAUCAUGUUUGUUCUAAGUAUUUGGUAUUAACUCAAACAUUAUUUAUCUAUUGAUAUAAUUCUCUAAUACUCUGCGCCUGUCUUCUUGAUUGUGUACUGAUAUUUUAAGGGAAAAAAGGUUUUAAACUUGGUCAGUUCAGAUAGGAAAGUUUUAAGAGUCCUCACACUGCCUUAGCUGUGUCUCUCCAGGGAUUGGAAGACAGAGAAAGUUAGAUAAAGAACUUGUGCUUUGACAAAAAGAAUCUUAUCUUGAAUUUCUGAAUGAUGGAUUACUCAGGUUCAUUUGGGUUUAAUUUUAACCUUGCAGUUGAUCACAGUCGUGUUAUUUUGGAUAAUGCUGAACCAAAUAUCAUUGGAUCAGACUAUAUCAAUGCCAACUAUGUUGGGGUAAGUUUCCUGCUUUAGCUGUGUUGUAAAAAUAACCAGACUUUGUUUCAUUCUUGGUGCAUGAACAUGCCUAGGUGUUCAACAAAUCCUGCAUUAUCAUUGGUUCUGAAAGUGGGAAGAAUUUUCCUAUCAGCUUACUCACUGUAGGCAGAAUGGCCAGGUUGUUGACCUUUUGUGAAUGAAAUAGUUUUAAUCACAAGGGAUACAAUCCCAUUUUUUCAAUCAACAAACUUGCACUUGAUUUUAAUCUAGCUUCAUCUGACCCUUUUUAUCUGUAGCCCAGUGACUCAGAAGAAGCAUCAAAAAGAUAUAUUGCUGCUCAGGGUUGCCUCCCCAGCACUGUGGAAGAUUUCUGGCAUAUGGUUUACCAGGAGAGCAGCCGAAUCAUUGUCAUGACAACAAAGGAAGUUGAAAGAGGAAGGGUAAGAAGCAGCAAAUAACUUUUAAUUAAUAAAUUACUUUUAAGUAAGGCUUUAAAGAGCUGCCAUGAAAAUACUGUCUCUAUGUAUGAGAGACAAGAUUUGCACUUUUUCUAUCUUGUGCAAGAGACAUGAUUAUGGACUUGGUAAAGCAAAACCUGAAAACAAUCACAGAUAUGGAUAAAAAUGUUUAAGUACACUCUUUCUUUUGCUUACAAGCACAGAGUAAACAGGUUAUGGCAAAAAAGGUUUUCUUUUAUGAGACUUCAAAAGUUCUCAUUUUUCAAUAAAAUUUCUCCUUACAGUAUGGCCCUUGAAUCAAAAGUUAAGUCCAUGAGAAAAAGAAAAUUAUCACCAAUUUUAAAUGCCCGUGAUUGUCAAACAAAUUCUCAUUUUCUAGUACCACAGGAAAUGUACAGAGAACAUAAUGGAGAAUAUGGAUACUGAUAUUACAAUAGGGUUUAGAUACUAGAGAGCUUUUGUGCUGAUACUUUUGUUUGCUAUUGUAUAAGUGCCCAUUUGCAGUCCUUCAUUACAGUGACUAAUACAAGCCAUAAAUUUAAAAUUUUCUCCUUGCUUUGGAUGGUUUUGUUUCAGAAUAAGUGCACUCGUUACUGGCCUGAUGUAGAUACCACAAAGGAUGUUGGUCCCUAUCACGUCAAGCACAUGAAGGAGACAGAGUUUACCGACUACACUUUGAGAGAAUUUGAAAUUAUUUCAGAAACCAAUGUGAGUGCUACAACCAAAAUCUUACAUAUGCUGGUUCUUCCAUUCUUUUACGAUAUGAAAAAUGCUAAAUUUGCUUUAUUUUGGAGAACAACGUGAUCGACUCAAUUGUUCCCAAAGACAAUUUUUACAGUUUCUUUAGUCUAACAUUAAAGUUUGUUUUAAAUAAUUAAAAUUAAAACAUCUGCAGCAUUUUUUGCAAUCAAAGCUGAGAGGAGGGAUACAUACUUUCUUUAUCAAAAACAUUUAGUUUUUAACUUAACUGAAGGAUCGUAAUAUCUCUGUUGCAAUGAAAUUUUGUAAAAUUUUGUAUCAUAUCAGGGGUUUCAAUAAUGACCAGUACCGCUGGUCUCCCCCCCCCCCCAUUUUAUAAGAGCUCUCAUCACUGUCUGUUUUUCGGACACACCUGCCUGGUACACCAUGGGCAGCUGCUAAUGGAAAACUGAAUUUGGGAAUAUCUUUAGUACACAAAGUUGUAGUCAGUUGAAUGGAAAAUAAAAGCAGUUUCUUUGAUUAAUUUCAUUCUACAGCCCAUACCCAGCACAAUAUAUCAGUUCCAUUACACAGGAUGGCCUGAUCAUGGGGUACCAAAGGAUCCAAGUCCUGUCUUACACAUUCUCCAUGAAGUCAACAGCAGGCAGCAGUCCAUUCCAAUGGCUGGGCCAAUCAUUGUGCACUGCAGGUAACACCUGUGUUCAUUGAUAUAUCAAUUAUCCUCCUCACUCUUCUCUAAUUUUGUUUUGCCUUUAACCCUUUAGUGGGAGAUGUGAUGGCCUAAUUGUUAGUGUCCUGGACUCUGAGUGGAGAGGUCUGGGUUCCAGACCCAGCCAAGUCAUUGUGUUAUGUUCUUGGGCUUUAUAUAUGCACUCUCACAGUGUCUCUCACUCUCACCAUGCCUCUAUCCACCCAGGAGUUUAAAUGGGUACUGGCAAAUUUCCAGGAAAGCCUGAUGAAAUGCAGGGGGUAGCCAAGCAAUGGACUGGUCUUUGAAAUCAAAGGGUUGACAGAUUUUCUUUGAAUUUGCUUUCUAGUGCUGGCAUUGGAAGAACUGGUACAUUUAUUGUAAUAGACAGUCUGGUAAACAUGAUCAAAGAGCAAGGUAAUUAUUUUUAUUUUAUUAAUGAAGAGUGGCUCUAAUUGUUAAGUCUCAGAGAUGAUUACAGCACAAUUAUACUUUGGUGAUCUGUGGUAAAUGGUGUGGACUUGCUGGGAAAUGAUCCAUACUUUUAUUAGCUUCACCAGAUUUGUUUCUGCAACAUUCUAUUUCAUCUCAAUUGUCUAUUUGAAAUAUGGUGAAAUGGAAAAAAUAACUAUAGAUAUUAGACUGUUUUUGUGUGUAUUGAAACUCAGAAAGUUUUGUUGUUUGUUUCACUCUCCAUAGGUCUUGAUUGUGAAAUUGAUAUUUCCAAGAGUAUUCAAAAUGUCAGAGCACAGAGGUCAGGAAUGGUGCAAACAGAGGUAGAUGCAACCAUUGCUUAAUACUUCUUUGAAUUUUUAGAGGCCUGAACUAUUUUCACUGGUAUUUUUAUGUUGAAACUAGGAUUUUUGGCUUGUAAGGAAAGGUUAUUCUUUUUUCAAGUUCUCCCCAUAGCAAGCUUGUCAGCAAAAUUUUCCCAUUUUUAUUGCAGCUGUGAAAAUUAUUAAAAGCAUAGUAAUCUGCCAAAAAAAUCUUGGUUUCACCCUACCUUGUUGCAAGACAGGAUAACUAAGUGUCAGGGAUUUACCACUGACAGUUGCAUCAAAAUUGAUUAUGAAUGACAUCAAGAACUUGCAAAGUACAGUUUAAAAUGCACUUGGGGUUCAUGCAAUUUCAUUUGUGUAUGUGUGUGUAUAUAUAUAUAUAUAUAUAUAUAUAUAUAUAUAUAUAUACAUAGGAAGUCUGCAAGUCGAUUUUUGCGUGGAACAGUGCUCAAUACGUUGAAGCAGAGCAGAAUAAAUAUUAUGAAUACUGAACUGUUCAUGGUCAAUAACUGAUUUCUCUGAUUCUGAUUUUAGGCACAGUAUGAGUUUAUUUACAAAGCUAUUCAACACUACAUCAGCACAGAGACUGCAAGAUUAAACAGUGACAAUGUAAGAAUACACCAUACCAGUUUCCCUGAAGUGUAUCUGUCAACAGUCUUUCCUUUUACAUGGAAUUAUUAUUUAAAUUACUUUUACUUUGAUGUUUGUACCUUAGGUGGCUGAAAUUUGUAUUUUAUUUGUUUGGCACUGCUUCUUUCGCCAUAACAAACAGUGAAUGCAUCUGUAUUUCUCUCUAAAAUGGCGGUCUAAAAUGUGUCUAACUCCCAACCUGUGGCUUUAUAGCUCAAGAUAAUUUUGGUUUUAUAAACUGAGUUGAUAAUGUAAAUUGGCCACCUUAAAGAGUGUCAAAGCGGACGUUAGAACGAAGGGCUAAUGCUCGAAACUUCACUUUGAAACUCUUUAUGGUGGCCAAUUUACAUUGACAACUCAGUUGAUAAAACCAAAAUUAUCUUGUUAUAUUUCCCCACCGACGCAACACCACAGUUUCUGUAGAAACUUACCCAUUAUUCACAUUUUCGCUCAGUUGGUAGUAGCGACCAACUCGUAUCUAGGAAGUAUGGGCUUGAAUCCUGUCAAAACCUUUUCGGGCUUCUUUUCUGAAUUGCUAAAUUUCAGUCCGCGUGCGAGGAUAAUUUCUUUGCUUGAUAUUUCUCUCUGGUGUUUACCUACCUAUAUUUUAUUAUAUUUAUGACUGAAUUAUCGUGUCAUGAAAUUGUAAUACUUCUUUGAAAAGCCAAUAGAAACAAUUUGAAAUCAUUUCAUUACUGUGAAUUUUUUUUUCUUUCAGCCGAAUCUUGCUGUCUACGGGAAUUUGGCAAACGUCAGAAAGGGAGGUGAAAGCGAAGCUCCCCCUCCGAUUCCUGCCUAUACUGUGGACAAACCCCAGCCAAGGUUAGCUCUUUUUGACGUACAUUCUCUCUUUCUAUUUAUUCGCUGCCCCUGUUAG
Molecule: messenger RNA, 11464 nt
Organism: Pocillopora meandrina
Lineage: Eukaryota; Metazoa; Cnidaria; Anthozoa; Scleractinia; Pocilloporidae
Source: the annotation of a GenBank genome assembly